Molecule: messenger RNA, 2760 nt
Organism: Mercenaria mercenaria
Lineage: Eukaryota; Metazoa; Mollusca; Bivalvia; Venerida; Veneridae
Product: solute carrier family 2, facilitated glucose transporter member 10-like
Exons: 13
Coding region: 165-2198 (677 amino acids)
Biological process (GO): transmembrane transport
Cellular component (GO): membrane
Molecular function (GO): transmembrane transporter activity
Source: RefSeq, a predicted model, not a curated record
AUAAGUUGAAACAGGAAGAGAAAGCCUGUUUUAAUGAUAACGUUUCUGUUGAAAUUUUAAUUUCGUAUUCAUACAGCAGAAACAAAAUUGAGUUUAAAUUUUUAGGACAAUAAGAGAGUAUUACCUUUCUCAAUUACAAUAAUAAAAGUGAAGUAUAAACAAACAUGUGGAUUCCAAUAGUAAAUAAUACUAUAAGAAAUAAGGAAUUAGAUGGAUAUAGCAGUACAAGUGAUGAGGAGUUUAAUGUGAAUGAUAUAACAAUAAAAGAGCUAGAAAAAAAGACCUUGAUUAGUCGCCAUGACAAUCCAGAUUCUGAUGAUGGAGCUGGGGAGUUCCAGAUGGAACUAUCAGAACAGCGGAAUGGUAGCUUUGGAAAUGGUCCGGCAUCGCCUACAGAAACUCAGCCAUCAAAAGGCUGGGCAUGGUUCUAUGUCAUCUCGGCUUCCAUUAUGGCCUCUCUGGGUGGGGUACUGUUUGGAUAUGAUAUGGGCAUUAUAUCAGGGGCCAUUCUACAACUUCGAGAUGUAUUUUGCUUGUCGUGUCUAGAUCAAGAGUUAGUGAUCAGUGCAAUGUUAAUGGGAGCAGUUGUAGGAUCCUUGGUUGGAGGAUUUCUCAUAGAUCACUGUGGCAGAAGACUUACUAUUAUUGCCAACUCUGUUGUAUUUCUUGUUGGAGCACUGAUUCUUGGAUUUUCACCAAACUUUGCUAUUUUGGUAGUUGGAAGACUAUUGGUAGGGUUUGCAGUGUCAGUGUCGGCUACUGGGGAGUGUAUCUAUAUCUCAGAAAUUGCACCAGCGAAAAGACGAGGGCUGUUGGUAUCACUGAAUGAGCUUGGAAUCACUCUAGGAUUGCUGUUAGCUUACUUAUGCAACUUCCUGUUUAUCAGCAUCUCUGGAGGAUGGAGAUGGAUGUUUGGGUUGUCUGCUGUACCAGCUGUGGUUCAGGGUAUAGGAAUGUUUUUCCUGCCAAUGAGCCCACGGUUUCUCAUGUUGAAGAAAAAAGAAGAUGAUGCAAUGAAGGUGCUGAAAAAGUUACGAGGAACAAACAAAGUUGACAGUGAGAUCAGCGGCAUCAGAGUGUCUAUUGCUUCUGAAAAGAACAAGAGUUGUACAGAUGUAUGUGGAUCAGAGGAUGGCAUGCGAGGCAGAAUGUUUAUAGGAAUUGGACUAGUCUUCUUUCAACAGUUCACAGGACAGCCCAAUGUGUUAUACUAUGCACCAACUAUAUUUGAAGAGAUUGGUUUCCAUUCAAAUUCAGCAGCUACCCUGGCAACCGUCGGUCUGGGAAUUGUAAAGGUGGUAAUGACUAUUAUUGCUUUGAUCUGUGUAGACAAAUUUGGAAGACGAAAAUUGCUAUAUGUGGGCGCUACGGUAAUGGGAAUCAGUAUAUUCACUCUUGGGAUUGUGUGCCAUUUUGAAAGUGCUUCACUUCCAAACAAAGCUUGUGUUGAUCAUAGCCACUGUCAGAGUGCAACAGAACAUACGCAUGCAUUUGCAACCAAAAUUCCAGAUCUGUCGAAUUCAGAACAUAAAGACAUUAUAUCCACAACUUUAAAAGCUAUUUCCAAAAGAGAUUCAGAAAAUAAUGCAUCAGGCAAUGAUGUUUCAUCACUUUACAAUGAAUCAACUAAUGUGCCUUUAUUAGACCAAAAUACUCAAAAGAAUCACAGUGAUAAUGGAUUUGAUAAUCUGGGAAUAAAUAAUCAUUCCGCCAGUAAUAUCACAAAGGGAGACAAUUCAAACCAUAGUUCGCUGUUUCAAAGAAUAGCUGGUUUUGCUGCCUUAAUGUGCUAUGUUGCUGCAUAUGGAUUUAGUUUUGGGCCAGUUACCUGGUUGGUCUUGAGUGAGAUAUUUCCUGCAGCAGUGAAGGGGCGUGCCAUUGCCAUAGCAACAGUGUUCAACUGGGGAACAAAUCUCAUUGUUACAUUUACAUUCCUUGAUGUGAUGAAUGCCCUCGGUGUUACAUGGACAUUUACAGUGUUUGGAGUGAUCUGUGCAUUUAGUGUGAUGUUUAUUUACUCCUUUGUGCCAGAAACCAAAAACAGUACACUGGAACAAGUCUCUGCUGAAAUGAAAACAAAACCUCCUUUGUUGCGGAUGAGGCAGAACUGUCGUCAGCUGUGCUGCUGUUUUAGCAACAGACAUUCUAUACGUAGCCAUGGCAACUACAGAAGAGUCCAGUCAGAAACAGUCACAUGAUCUUACCUAGCAUUCAGGAUUCUCCUAUAAUAUACUGUUGUUCAGCCAUGACAGCAACUGCAGUAUACGAUAGGUGCAGCUGUGAGCAGACAUUCUGUACGUAUCCAUGGCAGUUACCAAAACAGAAACCGUCACAUAUGACAUCAUCCAUUUAGGAUUCUGCCUUUGUUCAUCCAAGACACACAACACUUGCUGUAAAUACUGAAUUAUUUACCUCCCCUGGUAGACAUUUUUUGUGCUACCAAGGAAACGAUGAUACAUGUACAGUUUACAGUUUUUUUAUUUACAAUUGUAUGAUGAUUGUUUUAAGUCUGAGUCAUUAUCAGUGACACAGUGUCUGUAUUAAUUGUUAGGGCUGAGUGGAAAAUUGUAGCAGCUGCUUAAAGGGAAAGAAGGCCCAGUUACAAGUAGAAUUCAGUUAAAACCUUUUUUUUAUCUUUUAUAAUAGUGAAGAAUUUUGAAAAAUCAGAUGAUUAUUUAAAAAAUUAUGACAGUUUAGAAUUCAAGAAAAUGGCAGAUCAUAUUGGAGAGCCAUCUGGAAAUUAAAACAUAUUAACUGACA